Orycteropus afer afer is the source of this 1389-nucleotide messenger RNA. It is a transcript of the gene SLC49A4, whose product is annotated as solute carrier family 49 member 4. The transcript is spliced from 9 exons. The record is from RefSeq and is a predicted model, not a curated record. Lineage: Eukaryota; Metazoa; Chordata; Mammalia; Tubulidentata; Orycteropodidae. Gene Ontology annotation, cellular component: membrane; intracellular membrane-bounded organelle.
AUGGGCUCGAGCUGGAGCAGCGAGGAGGAGCGGCAGCCGCUGCUGGGGCCCGGACUCGGGCCUAGGCCAGGGACUACCUGGAGAAGUCGGGAGGCAGCAGCGGCCGCGGUGCUGCCGGCUGCGGCUCCGGGCCCCGGGCGGGUGUACGGGCGCCGCUGGCUGGUCCUGCUGCUCUUCUCGCUACUCGCGUUCGCUCAGGGCCUGGUCUGGAAUACCUGGGGUCCGAUCCAGAACUCGGCGCGCCAGGCCUAUGGCUUCUCCAGCUGGGAUAUUGCGCUGUUGGUGCUGUGGGGUCCCAUCGGCUUUCUGCCCUGCUUCGCGUUCAUGUGGCUCAUGGACAAGAGAGGUCUUCGGAUAACUGUGCUUCUGACAUCCUUCCUCAUGGUUUUGGGAACUGGUCUAAGAUGCAUACCUAUAUCAGACUUAAUACUUAAAAGAAGACUAAUCCAUGCAGGACAGAUGUUAAAUGGAUUGGCAGGUCCAACAGUAAUGAAUGCAGCUCCGUUCCUCUCCACGACGUGGUUUUCUGCAGAUGAACGGGCCACUGCCACAGCUAUUGCAUCAAUGCUCAGUUAUCUUGGUGGAGCGUGUGCAUUUUUAGUUGGACCACUUGUUGUUCCAGCUCCAAAUGGGACUUCACCUCUUCUUGCUGCUGAGAGCAGCAGAGCCCACAUUAAAGAUCGCAUAGAGACUGUGUUAUAUGCAGAAUUUGGAGCUGUCUGCUUGAUAUUUUCUGCAACACUAGUUUAUUUUCCACCCCGGCCUCCACUUCCCCCCAGUGUUGCUGCAGCUAGUCAGAGGCUGAGUUAUCGGCGCAGCUUUUGUAGAUUAUUAAGUCUCAGAAUCAGGCAUGAUAGUGUUAUAUUAAAUAUCAUCUGCACACUUUCUUGACAGGUAGAUGCUGGCUGGAUUGGAUUUUGGUCCAUAGUUGGAGGCUGUGUUGUUGGAAUUGCUAUGGCAAGGUUUGCCGAUUUUAUCAGGGGUAUGCUGAAACUAAUUCUUCUCCUCCUGUUUUCUGGGGCUACACUAUCAUCCACGUGGUUCACCCUGACCUGUUUGAACAGCAUCACACACCUGCCUUUAACCACAGUGACGUUGUACGCCUCCUGUAUUCUCCUGGGAGUAUUUUUGAAUAGCAGUAUACCUAUAUUUUUUGAGCUUUUUGUGGAAACUGUCUACCCAGUUCCAGAAGGAAUAACUUGUGGAGUUGUCACUUUUUUAAGUAAUAUGUUCAUGGGAGUACUUUUAUUUUUUCUCACCUUUUAUCAUACAGAGUUGUCUUGGUUCAACUGGUGCCUUCCCGGGUCGUGUUUGCUCAGUCUCCUCCUCAUUCUGUGCUUCAGGGAGUCCUAUGACAGACUCUAUCUUGAUGUGGUUGUCUCAGUUUAA